AGGUGACGAAGCCUCGCUCUUUGUGAAUGUGGGCCUAUGUGGCAGAGAGAUUUUGUCAUAUCUUGUUUAGAAGGGGAGCAAAGAAGCCUACAUAGGUUUUGAUGUACAUAUACAGUGUUAAAUAUUAACAUCGAGGUUGAAUUAGUCACAUGACCAUCCAAGCUUCUUUCCACAGUUCCAACUUCUACAGCCACGCGACCGGCGAUAAGCCACAACAACAGCAACAAAAAGCCCGAAAAACCGCAUCGCCAUCAUACCCAUAACCGCAGUGAUAUCUUUGUUUCUUUACGGCUCCAUCCUCAUCACUAAAUGGUUAGAGCGUGCGGCUUUUAACCACAAGGCUCCGGGGGUUCGACCCCCGGUGGUGGCUAACAGGAAGCAGUUGGUCUACAGCGUAUGUGGAGUGAGUGCAGUGUCAUUGUGCUAGCGGUGUGCUGGCAAUAAUGGGACGUGUUUUUUCUUUAUUUCUUUCUUUUUUACCUAGGUAGCUUCCAUGUCCAGAGGGAGUCAGUGAUGAGGAGGGCUAGAUAAGUAAAAAAGGGGCUCGAACCCCAUGGCGCCCUGCUGUCAAACGAUCUUCCUAAAUCGGAAUCCCGUGGCUGCUGUACGGAGUAAUCCGUACGGAGUACUGAUCGAUGGAAUAAUGGCAAUUGUGAUCUGUACGGAGAGACAAUAAUACAAUUAUUUAAUUGCCUCUGCCAGGCGUUUUCAGCCCUGCACGGCAACAAGUAGCGAACUUCGAGUGCACCGCCACACCUGUCAUAGCCCAUGCGUUGGUCGGCUUACAUUGGCUGACAUCGGCUGCGGGAUGGCUGAAAAUAGCCUCUGCGGGACUACAAGUUGGUGGGAAGACGAAACCGGUGCCGUCAUUUGAUUUAGGGAAAUCUAAGACCUGAGACUCGACUCCCGGAUCUGGGGUCUGAGCAUUUUUUUUGGAAAGUGGCGUCAUAGUCAGUAAUAAUCAAUAUCUUGUGUCAUGAUAUCAAAAACCACCUUUGGAGGAGCAUUUGCAAACUUCAAGACCACGAGAGAAAGUACACGUACAGUACAUGAUGCAGUAAGUUCUCUCGGGAGGAACCUCGGUAGGGAUUUUGUAAUGGUUGGCCUCAAUUUUAGCCUGUGAAGGGGACACACACUCAUAUCUAUUUGUAUAUUUCCCAUUCAGUUACUUAUUUUAUGGCAGAGGUAGAACAAAAUGGUCUGAUAAAUAUUACUUGAUGAUAUUAAUAUUUGCAGGGACUCUGGAUGUGUAAGAUGUAUGUACAUGUACAGUACAUGCACGUCAACCCGGGGCAAGCAAGACAUUCUCGGUACUUCCGAGGCAGCAACAGUGAUUGUAUCUGUAAUGCGUCGUUGUAAACACCGCCAGGGAUUAGCCGCGCAUUGCUCAGCCUCACCACCACCACCUCCGAUCACCACCACCACCACCACCACCGCCAUUAUUAUAUUCCGAUAAUCGUCACCAUCUCACUAGCCCUGCGAAGUCCGAAUCUUGCCUCCCGAAUCUCUCCCUCACCAUCUCCUGUUUGCCCCUGAUCGCUCCCGUCUCGUCUGCCGUACACCACCAACUAUCUUGCCCGUGGUGCUCCCGUUCUUACUCCUGCUCCUGUCCUCCUCUCCCGGCACACUCACUUGCAUACAUUCGUUUAGCAAACGGCGUCUACCCCUGCAACGAGAACUCCCCAUACCAUCGAUCUUAGGCUUCUCGAGUUCAUAACUUUUCCCGCGCCGUGGAUACCAGGGGGAGGUGCCGCGCGCCAGUUGUAUUCCCCCCUACCCUCAAUUCAUCACCAUAAUCAUCAUCAUCAUCAUGGAUAUUCUACAUAUCCGUCGCAAGGAUACUACGAAAGGUCCACCACUACGGAUUCUGUCACUAGAUGGCGGUGGUGUCCGUGGCUACUCCAUGCUCAUCCUCCUCCAAGAACUCAUGCACCGCACCUACGUCGAAUGCGAAGGUAAAGCCCCCGCACGCAACCAAAUUCCCAAACCAUGCGACCAUUUCGACCUUAUUGCCGGCACUGGAACCGGCGGACUCAUUGCGCUCAUGCUUGGUCGGCUCCGGCUGGAUCUGGAGACAUGCAAGGAUGUAUACGUGCGCAUGACUAGACGAGUCUUCGAAACCGAUAAGACCAUUGCCGGCAUCCCCUAUAGGUCAACUCUCUUCAAAGCCUCGAAGCUGGAAGAGGCCAUCCGCCAGUGCGUGUGGGAGCAUACAGUCUCCAUGGAGGAGGGAAAUGAUGGUUCCCCCAGGCCUCAGAAACCCAUCUCUGUCCACGGCCCAGUACUGCGUCCGCACUCAGCUCACACGCUGCACAGCCGGACCAGUCGGUCGAGCGUCAGUACAACUGGUGCAUCACCAGUUCGGUCGCCAGCGAGUUUGCGCGGGUCUCAUAUUCAAGGCUGGGGGAAUGCCGAUGCAAUACUUUAUGAUAAGCGGGAAAACAGGACGAAGACUGCGGUUGCGGCUGUUUACAAAGGGACCCCGAUGGAUGGAAAUCCGACUCUGCUACGAUCGUACGAUUCGCGAAAGGAACCCGCGCCGGAAUUCAACUGCACGAUAUGGCAAGCUGGACGGGCAACAUCCGCAACAGGGCUUGCAUUCAAACCUAUUUUAGUAGGACAACAUGUUUUCAUUGACGAGGGUGCUGGUAAAUAUAAUCCCGCGCCAAUGAUUCUCGAUGAAGCAGCCGUCAAUGAAUGGCCAGGGAGAGAAGUGGGCCUUUUCGUCAGCGUUGGAACGGGCAAACGACCCUCAGGAACAAAUCAUAUCCAACAUGAGUGGUGGGAGGAUGUUUUCGCCGAUUCCCUGGGCAAUUUUGCUGAAGCGCGAAGACGGCUGAUUGCGAAAAUCGAGGGCUGCGAAAAAAUACAUCAAUACAUGCUCAAGGAACAUCUCAGAAAACGCAACGUUCCGCUAGAAAAUUACGUCCGUCUCAACGUUGAAGUUGGCGUGGGAGAGUUUGGCAUGAAUGAAUGGAAUCGCCUGGCGGAAAUUAGCACAAGCACCCGGACUUAUCUCUCCCGGAACGACGUGCAGAAGAUGAAUCAGGAGGCGGCUGUCAAGUUGGCCAAGAUCCAUUUUAUUCAUCGUAGGCUUGUGGUGGGCGACGGAGGGAGGGACUGGGGUGCUGAUUCCAACAGUUUCGAAGAAGGCUUGGAAGAUGGAGAUGUAUUCCAGCGGCAAUAUCAUCGACCGGUACCUCCUAUCCCGGUGUCCAUGCCGUCACCACACCCGAAUCCGCGCCCUCCACCACCAUCCACCAUCGAAUUCCCAGACGCAGUCGAACUUCCUGGAGAGGAUUUUAUCCCGUUUUCAUUCGUGAAUAAUAACACGAAUAAUUCAAACCCACCACCCCUCCCAACCUCCAGCUAUCCACAAAUACACCGCACGAGUUCCCAAGAAAAAUAUACAGUCGUCACCUCCGAUGAACACAUUCCUCACCCACUCAACUUCAGCCGCAAGACUCCGAUCCCGAUGCCAACCCCAUCCUCGCCCACAACCAACCAACCAUCACCCUUCACCUCUCAGACCCGCCUAAACAGCAGCGACCACCGAAAUCCCAGUAGUCGCCCACAAAGCAGCUACAACAAUCCUUCCGCAUCCUCCCCCCGCGUCAGCGCCGAGCUGUUCAUAAACCCUCCCCCGCUAGCAGUAACAACAACCCGCCCACCAAGCAGCCACCAAAACCAAACCCAAACUCACCAUUCCGUUCGCCUCUCCCAUACCCCGCCCCUAAGCCCACCACCCAGCCACCCACCGCCGCCGCUCCCGCCCAAGACACCCAUCCCAUACCCUGAAGAUGGCUAUGGGCAUGGCUCACCUUCCGCCCCUGGUCCUGGUCCUGGUCCUGGUCCUCCUCGCCCUGGCUCCGGGUACGGGCAUGGGCAUGGGCAUGGGCAGGGGUAUGCACCGGCGGUCAUGCCAAUCCCGCCGCGGGCGCCGAAUAGGCCGAAUAGUAACUCUUACGGGGGUUUGCAGAGUGGCAAUGGGAUUGGGAUUGGGAUUGGGAACGGGAACGGGAACGGGAAUGGUGUUGCGAAAUUGCCGUAUCCUAGUGAUGGGCCGCCGCCGUUGGUCAAUAAAGGGCGGAAGCCGACGUAUAGUCGGCGGUGAAAACGAGGGCGAGUGCGGGGUGAGGCCGGUGUGAUAUAAUAGAAUGAGCUUUCCUUUUACCGUUGUCUUCGGUUUUAUAUUUAUAUGUAUACGUAUACAUAUAAUGUGUUUUUUUUGCGUUAUGGAUAUAUAAUGAUGUGAUAUGAUACGCUAUGAUAUGAUGUUAAUGGGGUUUUGGGUAUUGAUUGAUAUGGAGGUUAUUUCAUCUUUUUUUUAUCUUAUUUUUUUUUAUUUUUUUUUUUCUUCGCAGAUUCAUAUUCACAUAUUCACAUAUCUAUAUAUCCCUAUGUCUAUUGAUUAUUUCGGUAUGAUGAUACGCAGGUAGUUAUGUUACGGGAGACAGUGGAAAAAAUGUCAGGUGGAAACGUGGAAACUAGAACUGACUCUGGCAGUUAGGAAUUCAUUGACAUUUUUAAGAGUAAUAAAAUAGAUAAUUUUAAUAUCUGUGUGCUCAAGAGGUUCAAUAAUGCAUGCAGAUAUGGAAUGAGGAUUUUUGUGGCUUCAGAGAGAGAGUCCUUAUUAGUUAUUAAUAACUAACUAUUUAAGCGGGUUCAUCGCUCCAGCAACGAUCCUUGGAACCCUCAGGGGAUUGGAUUGCUUGCUUUGUUG
Molecule: messenger RNA, 4723 nt
Organism: Blastomyces dermatitidis ER-3
Lineage: Eukaryota; Fungi; Ascomycota; Eurotiomycetes; Onygenales; Ajellomycetaceae
Exons: 4
Coding region: 1811-4114 (767 amino acids)
Biological process (GO): arachidonate metabolic process
Cellular component (GO): membrane
Source: RefSeq, a predicted model, not a curated record